AUGCCUGAUCCAGAGACAGGGCUUAUUGUACCUUAUCCCAAUUCUCUUGGCCAUGAACAAGGCGUGACCUCUGUGCCGGACGAGAAUCGAGCCACGGAGAGCGAAACUACUACGUCGCAGCCCAAAAUUAGCCAGUUUCAGCUAGAGAAUGAACUCGAAGAUACUGGUUUAAACAACUCGUAUAGACGAAGAAUGUAUAGAUGGGGUCACGAACGGUAUCCGCGGACUACAAGGGUCCUCAGAAAAAUUAUUCAUUACAUUCAGGGUCCACAACCACCCCCACCUGCUGCUGGGGUGCGCGGCUGGCUUGACAGGACGUGGCGCAUUCGAAAUAAGUCUAUCGACCUUUACUGGGAAAAAUACGUCCUACACUUCACACGUUUCAUCAAGAAACCAUGGAUAUUCUGGCCGAUAGCAUGUGCCUACAUCGUGUCCUUGGCGUUCUUCGCUCGCGCCAAUUACUUCUUCACUCCACGGGACUCGUUCAUUGACUGCACAGCAGCAUACUGGAGAGCGUUGGAUGGAUGCGGUCUUGAUGGUACAGACUGUACCCCGUUCAGCGAUGCGGGCUUCGAGUUUCGCUGCCCAGCUGGGUGCAAAGGGACAAUAUUGCGAAACAUACGCACAGUUGGGGAUCAGCAAGUCGUCUACGUUCCACUCGUCGUUGGAGGAGGGGAUACGAACCGGACAUACCGAGGCGACUCGUUUCUUUGUGCGGCAGGGAUCCACGCAGGUCUCAUCUCGGAGUCUAGGGGGGGCUGUGCCAAAGUCUCCCUCGUUGGCACCUUUACUAAUUAUUUGUCCUCGACAGCCCAUGGAAUUACGACCAUCGCCUUUCCGUCCGUCUUCCCGCUUUCCUACCAGCUUUCUUCGCCCGCCACACUCAGUCACUGCGAAGAUCUGCGCAAUGAAGCGCUCGUCUUUGACAUCCUCGUCACACUCUUACUUUUCCUCCUCCUCCGUCCGAAACCCAUCAUCAUCUUCUGGUCGCUCGUCUGCAUUGGGUACUGGCAUAUUAACCUAUUCUCUGAUCCAGCCGUUCCGCCCGACCUCUCGACAGCAUUUGGCACAUUCCUCCCCUCGCUCUUCAUCUGCUACGCCUUUUGGCGCUCUGCGUUCCGGCAUUGCCUCCCCGCCUUUUCCGACUAUCCGAUUGAACGCGCCAUCUGGUACCUGCCCGCGUUCUGGGCAGGUUGUCUUUUCAAUGUGGUGACGGCCGGUAUCCCUAUCGACCGUCUGGUUGCAUCGGACAUAGCAAAUCAACCAGGUUCACUCGCAGCACUCAUCAUCUGCAGUCUCGUCAUCCUUGCCCUCGUUAUCAACCAGCUCCGUGUAAUUCGCAAGACGGGGUGGUUAUUACUGUACCUCCGGUGGUAUGCUCUCGCCGGUCUGGCACUACUCGUACUAGCGUGCCUGCCUGGGCUGCAGUUCCGGUUGCACCAUUAUUUUGCAGCGAUUCUCAUCAUUCCACUCACGGCAUUCCCAACUCGUCUCAGCGCCAUUUAUCAAGCGUUUUGCUUGGGAAUGUUCCUCAACGGAGCGGCAAAGUUUGGAUUGGACUCGAUACUCCAGACCGUGGAAGAGCUACGUCGGGAUGCACCACUCGGCUCCGACCUGCCUACCUUCUUGACAAACUCGACAACGUGGAACACGUCCAUUCCUCUCGCGAAUCAAACACUGAAUUGGCAAAGCUGGCCGUCUGGGACGGAGUGGGACGGAUAUUCCCUUCUCGUAGACGACGUCGAGCGUUAUACUGGCACUGCGACAAACUUUAGCCUCAAAGGAUUGGACGCGUCGAUUCCACACUUUUUCCGAGUGGCCUUCCAGUCAAAAGGAACUAGCGGCGAUUUUACCAAGGCCGCGGUAUGGCAUCCAGAUGGUCGUUGGACCGACCCAGCACCUGGGCCGUCAUAG
This is a messenger RNA of Serendipita indica DSM 11827, 1914 nucleotides long. The record is from the annotation of a GenBank genome assembly. NCBI's taxonomy places the organism in Eukaryota, Fungi, Basidiomycota, Agaricomycetes, Sebacinales, Serendipitaceae.